CUGUGGAGGCGCUUGGACCACUGGUCCUUUGGAUAUCACUGGAGACACAGCGCGGACACUGAACUACCCAAAGGCUUUUGGCCAGAGUCCUUGACAAAACGGUGCACGCCUUGCCUUAAGAACGAGGAAGCAUCCGAUAUUUAAUAGGUAAGUUACAGGAAGAAGGAGAAAUGUGUGAAUAGGUUUUCGGCCUUUCUAGCUCGGCGUUUUGGUUUAACUUAAACGGCAGAUUAAAACGUGGAUAUCCUUCAAAACUGCAACAAACGGACACAUAAAAAGUUGCGACUAGAGUAUUACCGUAGUUUUUGGAUAUUAGUGCUGUAUAUGGAUUUUUAACGCACGGAAAGGAAACAUUCAAUAACACUGACAGUGCCUUAUUUUAAUCGUAUUUUAUAGCCUUUCACGGCAAUCGCCCAUCUUACUCUGCCACUACACACAAUAUAUACUGACAUGCUUCAGAGCAGCCUCGCUUGAUAAGAAAGGAAAGAUAAAGGGCACAUAGUGGCAUAUUUUGUUCGAGAUAGUAUUCGGGCUGUUUAUGUAUACAUUACAGUCGCUAUCUGAGAUCUGACCAGCGGCACACGUCAAGCACGGCUCUAGCAUCAUCGCUCAAUAUCGAGGACUGAACAUCUCAAUUACCAACAUGACGGAUGGACCGAGACAAAGAGGGAGCGCAGCCCCGAGCACCAGCGAGGAUGGAGCAGCAGACACAGGGAAAGCCGCUGGACAAUCAGUGGCUUUGAAGAAAGAGAUUGGUCUCGUCAGUGCUUGUGGCAUUAUUGUCGGUAAUAUUAUUGGCUCUGGAAUCUUUGUCAGCCCAAAGGGAGUGUUGGAAAAUGCCAGUUCAGUGGGCCUGGCCCUCAUUGUAUGGAUCGUCACAGGCAUUAUAACAGCGAUCGGAGCACUCUGCUAUGCUGAGCUGGGUGUUACUAUCCCUAAAUCUGGAGGCGACUACUCUUACGUCAAGGACAUCUUCGGAGGGCUGGCAGGGUUUUUGCGGUUGUGGAUUGCUGUGUUGGUGAUCUACCCCACUAACCAGGCGGUUAUUGCUCUCACCUUCUCCAACUAUGUCCUGCAGCCUCUGUUCCCCACCUGCUUCCCCCCAGAGAAUGGUCUGCGUCUGCUCGCUGCCAUCUGCUUGUUGCUGCUGACUUGGGUGAAUUGCGCUAGUGUGCGCUGGGCAACACGAGUACAGGAUGUCUUCACUGCAGGAAAACUUCUGGCCCUCAUUCUUAUCAUCAUCAUGGGCAUCGUACAAAUCUGCAAGGGCGAGUAUUACUGGUUGGAGCCGGCCAAUGCUUUCGAGCCUUUUCAAGACUAUGAUGUCGGUCUGAUCGCUUUAGCAUUUCUACAGGGGUCCUUCGCCUACGGUGGCUGGAAUUUCCUCAAUUAUGUCACAGAGGAACUCGUCGACCCAUAUGUGAACCUUCCCCGUGCUAUCUUCAUCUCCAUUCCCCUCGUGACCUUUGUGUACGUUUUUGCUAACAUUGCUUAUGUCACUGCCAUGAGCCCUCAGGAGCUGCUGGCUUCUAAUGCUGUAGCUGUGACGUUUGGUGAGAAGCUGUUGGGAGUGAUGUCAUGGAUCAUGCCCAUCUCUGUGGCCUUGUCCACAUUUGGGGGGGUCAACGGCUCCCUCUUCACCUCCUCUCGGUUGUUCUUCGCGGGUGCACGUGAAGGUCAUCUACCUAGCUUACUGGCGAUGAUUCAUGUGAAGCGCUGCACCCCAAUUCCAGCCCUACUCUUCACUUGCAUCUCAACACUUCUGAUGCUAUGUACCAGUGACAUGUACACACUCAUCAACUAUGUGGGUUUCAUCAACUACCUCUUCUACGGUGUCACUGUUGCGGGGCAGAUUGUGCUGAGGGUUAAACAACCAGAUAUGCACCGGCCAAUUAAAAUCAGUCUGGUGUGGCCUGUCAUCUACCUGCUGUUCUGGGCCUUCCUGCUGAUCUUCUCUCUGUACUCGGAGCCUGUGGUGUGUGGCAUUGGCUUGGCCAUCAUGCUUACUGGAGUCCCUGUCUAUUUCUUGGGCGUGUACUGGGACAACAAACCCCAGUGUUUCAAUACAUUUGUUGACAAGAUGACAUACCUGGGUCAGAAGUUUUGUGUAGUGGUCUACCCGGUGGAGGAUGAGAAGAAAAACGAGGAGUCUGGAGAAGAGAUCGAACUGAAGGAGCAGUCGGUUCCACUGUCAGCAGAGGAUGAGCAGACACCAAAAUCAGCUGACUGCUGAACAGACAUGUUUAGACACACUCAUUCACUCACAUACAGGCAGCCAGACUUAUUCAGAUAGACACUGGAAAUCAAACUCAGAUUUUUCACAUACCUCUAUAUUUUGCCUUUUCAUAAAGAGGGGGUUGCACAGAGUAAUGAACAGAGACUAGCUGCUCCACAGGUCAUGUGGUUCUGCUUUAGUAGUCUUUUACAACAUUCUCCGUUAUCUCUAGUUGCUAGUCCCUUAGCAACUGCCUUCUACUCCAUUUAAUUACAACAUUAAAAUGUGGGAUGACAUAAAGCUCUAGAAUGUAUUACUUAUAAACACUGGUUUGGAAGGGUCUGCAUUUU
Sinocyclocheilus anshuiensis is the source of this 2565-nucleotide messenger RNA. Its product is annotated as large neutral amino acids transporter small subunit 2-like. Gene Ontology annotation, cellular component: membrane. The transcript is spliced from 11 exons. Bases 644 to 2233 code for a protein of 529 amino acids. Gene Ontology annotation, molecular function: neutral L-amino acid transmembrane transporter activity; L-amino acid transmembrane transporter activity. Gene Ontology annotation, biological process: neutral amino acid transport; amino acid transmembrane transport. Lineage: Eukaryota; Metazoa; Chordata; Actinopteri; Cypriniformes; Cyprinidae. The record is from RefSeq and is a predicted model, not a curated record.